Leguminivora glycinivorella is the source of this 807-nucleotide messenger RNA. RefSeq lists its product as uncharacterized. The record is from RefSeq and is a predicted model, not a curated record. The transcript has 2 exons. Bases 1 to 807 code for a protein of 268 amino acids. NCBI's taxonomy places the organism in Eukaryota, Metazoa, Arthropoda, Insecta, Lepidoptera, Tortricidae.
AUGUCAUUAGACAUCGUCAACAUUGACUCAUUGUCUACAGAUCAAAUUGACACGUACAUAAACAACAUAACGCAAACAAUAAACAAGACUUGUGAUGUAAUUUUCCGACGUAAAAUACCCCAGCAAAAAAUCCCUUGGUGGACGGAAGAGCUCACUGAAAUAAAAAAGAAAGUAAUCCACCUUCACCAUCGACUCCAAGAUCUGAAACGCGGCAAGAAAGACCUCACCAAUAUAAUUUCUGAAAUAAAUGAGGCAAGAGAUGAAUACAGCAGAAAAAUCCGGAUUACAUGGAGAGAUCACUUUAGAAAUUUCUGCAAUAAGCAAGAUAGAGAAAACGUGUGGUCCGUCACAAACAGAUUGUUAAAAAGUACCCCUCAGCCGCAGCCACCAGCAACUUUGAAAAUAGACGAAAAUAAUUACACAAAAUCUACGAACGACACAGCUGAAAAACUUAUGUCUAAAUUCUUCCCCGAAGACAAUCCUAUAGACGACUCUCCUUACCACCAGCAGAUAAGAAACGAGAAUGCCAGCACACAAAAUACACUAAAUAACAUUAAUACCCAGAAUAAUGAGCCUGCUUUCACGAAUGAAGAAAUCAAAGAAGCCGUAUAUGAUAUGAACCCUAAGAAGGCCCCAGGUGUUGACCAUCUCACUUCAGAUAUAUGUAGACAUUUUAUCGACAUGUACCCGGCACUCAUCACCAAACUAUAUAACAGCAGUUCUCCAGAGAACGGAUGGCGCAGGGGAGACAGCGGUGGCGUACAGUACCGUGCGGUGGAACUUAACUGGCGCGGGUUCCAAUCCUGA